AUGGCCGGCGACUCGAGCUUCGGCACCAACAACCCCUUCCGCCGGAAAUCCGCAACCUCUACUGCUGCAUCGAACGCCGUCCCUCCUCCAGGAUCGUCGGCAUCGUCAUCAGCAUUCCUCGACGGCGAGGUCCCCUCUCCCUUCCGCUCAGACUCGCCCGCAGGCCCACCGCUAUCACAACCCCCACUAUCGAGCCAUUCGACUGGCGAUGACUUCCAACAGCUCCUCCGAGCUCUGCCCAAGUCCGACGCCCCUCCGCCCUCGACGACCUUCCAGAAGAAGAAGCCCGUCAAGAAGGUCCGCGUCCAGAGCCCUCCUCCCUCUAGUCCCGAGAGCGCACACGCCGUCCACGCCUAUCCGAAGUAUCCGCGGCCGAAUCGGAGCGACGACGAGGAGAGCACCAGCAGCAGCGAGUCCCUCAGCACCGACCGAGAUGAUCCUUUCAGCAAUGCACCCCCGGGCAUGGCGGACGAUGUCGGCCUCGGGGAUGACAGGAUAGAACAGCCCUCGCUGCCGCCGUCGCAGCCGGUGGGCAUAGGGCACGCUCCGCCAAAUCCCUUCCAGAAGACCUUGGAAGAUAUGGAGCGGAGUGCAAAGGAAGGGGAGCAGGGCACCGCGGCUGCAAAAGGGGGCAUGGACGUCGGGGCAUUCAGGAGGCUGCUAUUAACGGGCCAAGGUCCGGUGCCUGCUGCUGUGUCCAGUCCCGCUGCCUCUUCGCCGUCCCAUCUGCAUCCGACAGGAGUAGCCGGCGACGGCGGCAGUAUCACAGACGCAUCUUCUAUAUCCCGGCAGUCCAUAUUCGACUCGGCACACCUGCCGCAGGAGACACCCCGAACAUCCCACGAGAUAUCCGAGCCCGAACUCGAAGAAGCACGCGCUGCUAAGCCCCCACCUCCGGCAUCGAAAAAGAAGCCUCCACCCCCGCCCGGCUCACGACACGGGAAGCUGAUCAAGAUAGAACUCAAGAGCGAAGAGGGCCGGAGAGACACGCCUGCUGCAGACAGGCCCGGAUCAUCCGGACACGGCAGCAUCAAGGUGGCCUCGCCCACAGAGCGACCCUCGUCGAGCGAUAUCAACAAGCCUCUACCACCCGCACCGGCCAGGCAGUCGGUGGACGAGGACAGGGAGAGCAUCUUCGACCGCGAAGCAGCUGGCAAGAUACCAGAGCUCGACAUCGACCCCGAGGUAGAUGUCAUCCCGUCACCCCGGCCGCCAACACCACCCAAUGCCUCACACUCAUCCUCGACUCCGGUGCCAAACCCAACUUCAACACUACGGAAGCCUGCGCCGCCUCCGAGGCGGCAGCCCGGACAUGCCCGGACAGACAGCAAACCGCCAUCCAUCACAGGCGUGCCUCCUCCAUUAUCAACAUCACCUACCGCCUAUGCCGACGACUCCGAGCAGGCCCCACCGCGUUCAUCCCUCGACUCCCAGAGAUCAAGAUCGUCUAGCAUCCGCGUCAACAUCUCUGCACCGGCACCGCCUCCUCCACGGAGACCCAACCACGGCAACAGAGCCUCCAACUCCUUCAUCAGCCCCACAGCCGUGAGCUUCGCCUCAGCCGCGAGCUCCACCAGCGCAACCAGUCCCAGCGCCCUCAGCGACGCGGAGCGCUCCCCGAUGGGCCAUCCCCCUUUCCACGGACACGCGCCACCCCACCUCGCUGAGGCGAUCAGCCCAGGAAGCGACUUCGGCGCCAUCUCUCCCGGCGCGAGCAUUAGCAUUCCGUCCUCCGUCUCGGCGCCGCACAUACCACACUCUGCCUCCCAGCCGAAACUCUUUCCCCCGCCGCCUCCGCCCGCGCGGAACUCCUCCGUGCGCGUCCCCGGCGGCGGCCGUCCGCCCAGCGUGUCCAGCUUCGACGGAACGUCGCGCCGCGUCCCCAGGGAAAGGGAAGGAGGCGCGCCAGCUCCGCCGCCGCCGCCGAGGCCGAGGGCAAGGGGGAGCAGUAAGGGCAGCAUGGACGCGCCGAGCCUGGGCCAGAGGCGGACGAGCGUGGAUAGUGUGAAGGUCAUGGGUGGACGAGUGGUGGAGGAGCCUUCUACUGCGGCUGGGGCCGUAGUAGGGAGCGUGAGUGAGGAACCGGGGGAGCUGGGCGAGGAGCAGGGGGGUGGCAGGCCGCGGAGCCAGACGCAGGACAGUGCUGCGAAUGAUAUACUGGCUGAUUUGGAUGCGUUGCAGCGGGAGGUGGAUGCUGCGAGGGCGCAGUUUGCCAAGGGGGGUUGA
Molecule: messenger RNA, 2226 nt
Organism: Phaeoacremonium minimum UCRPA7
Lineage: Eukaryota; Fungi; Ascomycota; Sordariomycetes; Togniniales; Togniniaceae
Exons: 1
Coding region: 1-2226 (741 amino acids)
Biological process (GO): actin filament polymerization
Cellular component (GO): actin filament; cytoplasm
Molecular function (GO): actin binding; microtubule binding
Source: RefSeq, a predicted model, not a curated record